Saitoella complicata NRRL Y-17804 is the source of this 1982-nucleotide messenger RNA. RefSeq names its product pyruvate decarboxylase. The record is from RefSeq and is a predicted model, not a curated record. NCBI's taxonomy places the organism in Eukaryota, Fungi, Ascomycota, Saitoellomycetes, Saitoellales, Saitoellaceae. The transcript is spliced from 2 exons. Bases 69 to 1982 code for a protein of 637 amino acids. Gene Ontology annotation, molecular function: thiamine pyrophosphate binding; carboxy-lyase activity; magnesium ion binding.
GCCCCAACACACAAAGACCUCUCCCUCCCCUUUCUUCAAGUAACGAACAGCAUACAUCCACAUACAAUAUGCCUCCAGGCCUGCCUACAGGAGAGCGCGAUACUCUCCCCUUCAUUCAGUAUCUGUUGCACCGUCUCCGUGACGACCUCCACAUCAACUCAAUCUUCGGUGUCCCGGGUGACUUCAAUCUGCCUGCGUUGGAUUAUGUCGAGGACUUUCCGGGUAUGAAAUGGAUCGGAGCGGUUAAUGAGUUAAAUGGGGGUUAUGCCGCGGAUGGUUACGCACGUGUUAAAGGAGCUGGUGCCUUGGUUACCACUUUCGGAGUCGGCGAACUAUCCGCGAUGAACGCCCACGCAGGAGCCUACGCCGAACAAAUCCCCCUCAUCCACCUGGUGGGGCUCCCCUCCACAUCCCAACUCUCCUCCUCUGAAAUCCUCCACCACUCCCUCGGCCACCCCCACCAGACCCUCCUAUACUCCUCCUUCUUUAAGGAGAUUUCGGGGAGUAUGCUGGUAGUGUCUGAGACUACGAGGGCGGAAGAGAUUGAUAGGGCGUUAGAGAUUGGUGUUCGCAGGUGUUUACCGGUGUAUAUCGCCUUACCACAGGAUCUUGUCGAGAUGCCUCUCAAGAAGGAGGGUUUGAGCAGGCCGUUGGUUAAGGAUAUCGACAACCUCUCCGCUGCCGAAAUGCGUGUGAUCUCCGAGGUCCUCGGUCUUCUCUCCUCCUGCUCCAAACCGAUUAUCAUUGCAGACGCCGGUGCCUCCCGCGAUAACAUCAGUGCCGAAGUUUCCAACCUAAUUUCCUCCCUCCCAACCUGGCCCCUCUUCGUCUCCGCCAUGGGGAAGGGGUCAGUCAACGAACAACAUCCCUCCUUCGCCGGAACAUACAUGGGAACGCUUUCCCUCCCUCCCGUCCGCACGGCGGUCGAGGCUGCGGAUUUCGUGUUGUCCAUUGGGGCUCUUGCGUCGGAUUUUAACACUGGGUUUGGGAGUAUGGAUUUUGAGGGGAAGGUCGUGGUGGAAUUGCAUGCGACUUGGACGAGUGUCGAUGGCUCCACCUUCCCAGGCGUGGGUAUGAAAUCCCUUCUCCCACGUCUCGCCUCCUCCCUCUCCCCCAUCACCUCCUCCGCACCAAUCCCACCCUCCCCCUCCCUAUCCCUCCCACUCCCCACCAUCCGUCCCGCUUCCGACAAGUUCGUCAGGCAUGCAUACUUCUGGCCUCGUGUCGAGAAGUGGUUGAGAGAAGACGAUGUGUUGUGCGUGGAAGCUGGUACAUCGAGUUUUGGAGCGGCGGAUGUAAGGUUGCCGAGGGGAGCGACGAUGUUGUCUCAGUGGCUCUGGGCGAGUAUUGGGUUCAGUGUUGGGGCGACGGUUGGGGCUGCUGUUGCUGCUGCUGAAGGGUUCCAGGAGAAUACCAAGAAGAGAAAGGCCGAGGAGGAGGAGACGGUCGCUUCUAAUGGCGACGGCGCGGAUGAGAAUGGUGGUGACGGUGAAGCGAAAGGGAGAAGGAGGGUGAUCUGCGUCGUCGGCGAUGGUGCGUUGCAGAUGGGUAUCCAAGAAAUCUCAAACUUGGUCCGGUACAACCUCGGCGCAACAAUCUUCGUCGUCGAUAACCGCGGCUACACAGUCGAGAAGUACAUCCGUGGUAUCACGCGUGAGUAUAACGCUAUCAACACCGGGUGGGACUACUCUUCAACGCUUUCCUACUUUGGUUCUGCCUCUUCUUCCUCCCCUGAUUCCUCCGCUUCGUCUGUGUCGACCCAUGUACUCAACACCGAGUCCGAAUUCGACGAGUUCCUCACGACGGAAGCCAAUGCGGACCCCGGGAAUUUGAGGUUCGUGAUCGUGAGAUUCGAGGAUUUGGAUGCGCCGAGGAUGUUGAAGAUGAUGGCGGGGAAGAUGGGGAGGAUGGAUGAGAAGGGAAAUUUGGUUGAGGGUGGAGGUGGCUUGGGAGGGUUGAGAAGGGGGAGUAGGGUUGUUUGA